AUGGCCAAACUCGCUAGGCUCGCUUUCUAUCUGGUGGCCUUCAUGGCUGCUUCGCCUUUCACCGUCGCCGUUCCUACUGGGUCGCCCACGACCACUGAUCUCACGACGACUGCUGAACCCACCACCACCGAGCCUGAGCCAGCCACGACGACUGAGGAUCCCCUGACUACGACAACUGCGACUACGACCACCGAAGCUCCUGCUCCUACCGAGACCUCCCCCGAGGACGACGGCGACCCAGUCCUUGCUGGCUCGAUCGAUCGCGACUGCCUCACUGGUGAAGAGUACGAAGGUGUUGCGCAGGGAUGGAACAUCACCCUCGGUGGUGUGCCAUCCUACUACACUCGACCUUCGCUCGCCUGGCGAUUGGCCAAUCCAGGUCCCCCCAGGGUCCUCCUGUUCUACUCGGACGUCUACAGUGUGUUCUUCAUGAACAACAUCUUGCACAUGGAUUGGUUCGCUUCUCAAGGUUACUGGGUGUUCGGUCUCGACUACUUCCUCGGAGAUCCCGCGCAGAACCAACAACAGCCAUACGACGUCGAGGCAUGGGUCGCGUUUGCCAAGGCUCGUGCCGACCCACUCGUCCUCGUCUGGAACGCUGCCGUCCGAACUCUCUUCCCCACCGGUACUAAGUAUGUCGCUGUUGGCUACUGUUUCGGCGCUCCCUACUCGAUGGAGGCUGGUGCCACCACUGAGGUCGUCGCUGCCGCCUUCGCUCAACCCGCUCUGCUGACUGAGAGUCACUUCUACAACAUCACUCAACCCCUCUUCAUGUCCUGCGCCGAGAUCGACAUGACCUUCCCCACCGCCUCCCGCAACCGCGCCAUGGACAUCCUCUCGGAAAUUGAGGCCGUUCAUCACCUCCAAGUCUUUGGUGGAACUGAACACGGUUUUGCCACUCGUGCUGACCUCACCGACCCUGCUGAUGUCUGGGCCAAGGAGACCUCUGCGAACAGCAUCCUCGGCUGGUUCGAUCGCUUCACUGCCUAA
Messenger RNA from Coprinopsis cinerea okayama7#130, 990 nucleotides. RefSeq lists its product as hypothetical. Gene Ontology annotation, molecular function: hydrolase activity. The transcript is spliced from 6 exons. NCBI's taxonomy places the organism in Eukaryota, Fungi, Basidiomycota, Agaricomycetes, Agaricales, Psathyrellaceae. Bases 1 to 990 code for a protein of 329 amino acids. The record is from RefSeq and is a predicted model, not a curated record.